This is a messenger RNA of Manacus vitellinus (golden-collared manakin), 1162 nucleotides long. RefSeq names its product purinergic receptor P2Y13 (gene P2RY13). The record is from RefSeq and is a predicted model, not a curated record. Lineage: Eukaryota; Metazoa; Chordata; Aves; Passeriformes; Pipridae. Gene Ontology annotation, molecular function: G protein-coupled purinergic nucleotide receptor activity. Gene Ontology annotation, biological process: G protein-coupled receptor signaling pathway; negative regulation of adenylate cyclase activity. The coding region runs from base 1 to 1032 and encodes 343 amino acids. The transcript has a single exon. Gene Ontology annotation, cellular component: membrane.
AUGGGAGACCCUGCCAACACGAGCACUGUGGGUUACACCGGCGGAGCCCCCUCCUCCCCGCCGUGCCAGCGCGACACCAGCGUCACCCGCCUGCUCUUCCCAGCGCUGUACACGCUCAUCUUCCUCCUGGGACUCACACUGAACUGCCUGGCUUGCUGGGCUUUCUGCCACAUCCCAAGCACAUCAACUUUCAUCGUCUACUUGAAAAAUAUCUUAGUUUCAGAUCUUAUAAUGACCCUGAUGCUUCCUCUGAAGAUCCUGACAGACUCUGGCCUGGGACCGUGGCAGCUCAAAGCCUUUGUCUGUCGCUUCUCAGCCGUCGUGUUCUAUGACACCAUGUACAUUAGCAUAGUGCUGCUCGGGCUCAUUGCUUUUGACAGAUUUCUCAAGAUUGUGAGACCUUUUGGGAAGUUCUGGGUGCAAAACCCGACCUCAGCAAAGAUCCUCACGGGUCUGGUCUGGCUCUUCUUCCUUGUUCUCUCUCUGCCCAACACAAUCUUAUCCAACAAGACAGCGACGCCCCAGUCCGUGAGGAAGUGUGCCUCCUUGAAGAGCUACCUCGGACUCAAGUGGCAUGAAGCCGUCAGCUACAUCUGUCAGUUCAUCUUCUGGACUGUCCUCAUCCUCAUGUUGCUAUUUUAUAUAAUUAUCACCAAAAAGGUAUAUGAGUCAUAUAUAAAAACGCAGAAGAAAGACAACAAAAGGGAAAAACGGAUCAAGGGGAAAGUAUUCAUCAUUUUUACCGUGUUCUUCUUGUGCUUUGCCCCCUUCCACUUCAGCAGGGUCCCCUACACUCUGAGCCAAACAACUGCCCACGUGGACUGUGCCCUGCAGAAGCAGCUCUUCGUGGCCAAAGAGAGCACACUGUGGCUGGCGGCCACCAAUGUCUGCAUGGACCCCCUGAUCUACAUGGUCCUGUGCAAGCCCUUCGUGGAGAAGGUGUUAUGCAGGAGAGUAAAGACCCGUCGGAGAGCAUUUUAUAGAAACCCAAAAACUGAACUGGACACACAAGUGUCUCCUACCGAGUCUUGAUUCUGAAGCUGCACACUCUACUCUGCGUGCUCAUAGGGAACUUGGAAAAUAGUUUUGGUUUACCUCUGUUGGAGAAAACAAAAGGGUGGCUGCACUGUAAUAUUAAUACUUAAUAAAAACAGCAAAAUGG